Messenger RNA from Hyaloscypha bicolor E, 892 nucleotides. RefSeq lists its product as uncharacterized. NCBI's taxonomy places the organism in Eukaryota, Fungi, Ascomycota, Leotiomycetes, Helotiales, Hyaloscyphaceae. The transcript has a single exon. Bases 79 to 813 code for a protein of 244 amino acids. The record is from RefSeq and is a predicted model, not a curated record.
GCGGGAAGCUGUACCAAUCAUCUGGCACCUCUUACCUUCGAAUUUAAGUUUCAAGGCUAUCCCGGUAACAUUAUAACUAUGCCUAAAACCCAACGCAUCCGUUUCGGUAUACUCACGCCCUCCUCCAAUACCGCACUAGAGCCACUUUCACAACAAAUCGUCUCCCAACUCCCUGGAGUCUCAGUACACUUUUCCCGCUUCCGAGUGCUCAAGAUCGCUCUCGAUACAAACGCUCUGGCACAAUUUGACAACACACCAAUCAUCGAAGCAGCGCGCCUUCUCGCAGAUGCAAAGGUUGAUGUGAUAGGCUGGAGUGGUACCUCCUCCGGGUGGCUCGGAUUUAAAGCGGAUGAGAAACUGUGUGAAGAGAUCACAGCCGCGACGGGUAUUCCGGCCACGACAUCGGUGCUGGGUCUGAAUAAACUGAUCAAGCGGCUGGAGAUUAAGUAUUUGGGAUUGUUGACUCCCUACACGGCUGAUGUACAGGCUGCGAUUAUCAAGACUUACGGUCGUUAUGGUGUUAAUUGCUCGGUCGAGAAACAUCUUGGCAAGCAUGAUAAUGCUAGUUAUGGCAAUAUCACGGAAGAGGUACUUGACAGAGGUUUCUGGGAGUUGGUCGAGAGAGGAGCAACCGCCGUGAGUGUGUUCUGUACAGGUCUGAACGCAGCUCAAUUAGUGGAUCGGUGGGAAAAGAAGUCUGGGGUUGUAGUGUUAGAUACUGUGGCGACUGUGCUGUGGGAUAUGUGUGUUAUCACGGGGGUUGAUAUGAAAGCGCUUAAAGGAUGGGGUUCGUUGUUCAGUGCACAGGCAUAAGUUAAAAGGGUUAUUUGAUUCCAAACUUUGAGUCUGGCUUACAGAGCUGUACCCAUGAUGAAAAUUACAAUAAUCUUCC